Nematostella vectensis (starlet sea anemone) is the source of this 4093-nucleotide messenger RNA. RefSeq names its product beta-2 adrenergic receptor. Gene Ontology annotation, cellular component: membrane. Gene Ontology annotation, biological process: G protein-coupled receptor signaling pathway. The transcript has a single exon. The record is from RefSeq and is a predicted model, not a curated record. NCBI's taxonomy places the organism in Eukaryota, Metazoa, Cnidaria, Anthozoa, Actiniaria, Edwardsiidae. The coding region runs from base 706 to 1725 and encodes 339 amino acids. Gene Ontology annotation, molecular function: G protein-coupled receptor activity.
AAACUACAUUGAGCCUAGCUAUAUUGCUAUUCAAACAUUCUUUGGGAAAUUGUAUUCAUGGGGUAUUCAAUAAUAAAAUUGUUAAUAGUCCUCGGGGUUGUGAUUAUGCAGACGAGACUUAGGGCACUGUGAUAAGCGUGAGAUGACUAAGGAAGCCCCGAGUCCCUAAUCAGCACAGCAGCAGGUGAAAGCGCCAUUAGCUGACUAGAACCAGAGCAGAUAAACGGCGAUCAUUCCCUGAAUCAAGGAUAUAUCUCCAAACAUCGUGCGUAAAAUUUUUAUUGUCCGGCGACGCUGCAAUGCGGGCGAUCUACUCAUGCUGUUGCUGUUUAAAAAGGGAUUCCGUCUCUCGGUAGUGCGUGCCUCCUUGUUGAUAUUAAACCCUAUGGGGGUAUUUGUAUUUGAAGACCUCGUUCAAAUGCAUCUGAAAAAGACGUGAAUUGGUGGGGCAGUGUGAUUAUUUUAUUCUCUGCAUGUUCGAUUGUCAAUAAUAGACAGCGUUUGUUUUUACGAGCAGUUGGGGACGCCACACUUGAAAGGAGAAAACGCGCGUUGACCCGAAGACGUAAUAUUGACUCAGAUCUGACAGCUGUUGCUACUGAAUUCGCGGUUUUCGUUUUGCAUAGUCUCCGAUGAUAUAUCAAGUACUGGCCGUCACAACAGACCACAUCCGAGUCUCAACCUCCGUUUCCAAAAAACUCGAAGAUGAAAGAGAGAGGCGGUCCUGACAACGAAACCUUUUACCACUACAAGCAAUGCUAUUUUCUUGACACUGAAGCUGACUUCACAGGGGAAUACUCCACUACAUAUAUUGCCAUAAUCGUGAUUAACAGUCUGGCAUUUUUGCCCACGAUUUUUGGUAAUGUAUUGAUCAUCCUUGGAAUCUGGCUCAUCCCUGUUCUUCAAACUCCGUCAAAUAUCAUUCUUGUUGGUCUCGCGUGUUCGGAUCUCGGUGUUGGUCUGAUCGUUCCUGCGCUCAACAUUGCGCGCAUCGUCCCUAAACUAAACGGCGCGCACUUCAACUCGUGGUGCACAGUGCAAGUGGCGUAUACCUUCUUCGGUGUGAUGUUUUGCGGAGUUUCCUUCUUGACAGUGGCCGCUCUAAGUAUCGAUAAGUACUUGGCGCUACACUGGCAUCUCCGCUACGCUGGGAUCGUCACCACUAAGCGCAUCAUCUACAUCUUGGUCAGCUUCUGGUUCGUCUUCGCCGCGAUGUCCACGGUUCAGAUCUGGAGCAUGACCCUGUACCGCAUCAGCGUGUGCAUAGUACUGGCGAUAUUCCUAAUCGGCACUUCGUUCACGUAUUUCAGAAUCUACAGAGUUCUCCGUAGACAUAGUGUGCAAAUCCAAAGUCAAUCACAAGCCGCGAGUAACUUAGAAGGUCCUUCUACACUUAACAUGGCGCGGUACCGGAAAUCUGUUAAAAGCAUGUUUUUGGUCUAUUGCCUUUUUCUGCUCUGCUAUAUCCCUUACAUAUGCGUUCAGACAAUCAUUCUGAUCAUUGAUAUGAAUGGAAGCUAUGGUAAUGCGAGAGACUACAGGACGUUCUACGUGGCAGUUGAUUGUACGGAGACUAUAGUGAUCUUGAACUCUCUUACAAAUCCGGUCAUUUAUUGCUGGCGUAUGAGGGAUGUAAGGCAUGCAGCGCGCGUGGCUCUUUCCGUCUUACGUUGCAAACCGGCGGGACAAUGGCAGUCCGAACGAUCCGCUACUUUCACAUCUUAAAAAUAAACACCAGGGUUAAAUAAUCAAAUGUACGCGCUUCAGUAAAACGGAGUAUUUACAGAUCUUACUAUACGAGUCGCCUUUGCACUGUUUGUUGACGGUUAGUGGGUGUUUUUCUCGCCAGAGCGAGUCCCACACUCAAGGCCCCUAAGAGAAAGGCCCAAUCAGAAAAGCUUCACUUCAUUUGGUCACGUAGUUUUGCGAAAAACAUGCAGCGAUCAAAAACAUAGAUAUUGAGACGCACAAAGGAAGAAUGCGAGAUAUGGAGAAAACUGAGAACUUGGACCCUAGGGAAUUAAUCGUAGCACAAUGGCACAAUAUUCUAUAGCCCUCUAGUUCUGUUUGUUGUCAGAUUCUAAAAAACAUGAAGGUCAACGCAGUGAUAACAUUGGGCACAUAUUUCAAAGCAAUAAGGGAUUAUGAAGAGAGGGAUUCUUGGUACUAUGGAUUAUAACGAUAAGGAAGUUGUAUAUUUGGGCUUCUCAAAAGAAGAAAUAGCACUGAAAUUUUUUUCGGAUAUUUAUCCGAGGAAUCUCUUUUUAUCUUUAUUCUUAAUCGCUUUUCUUAGUUCUGCCCGAAACAAAAAACCUGGAACUUACACGCCGGAACCAAAUUUAAUUAAUACACUUUUCUACUGACACUCUCUGCGCGAUUAAACUUCUUCACUAAUCAGAAUUCUUAUGAGAUACUCAUUUGCAGGUUUGUGUGAUCUGGAGCUUAUCCCUGUGUUUGGAAAUCCAGGGGAUGAACGAGCGAAUAAUGACUACUAAUAGCUGGUCCGUUCUCAAGCGAAUGUCAAAGCUCUCCGGCAAGCUCUCACGUCAACUCAUCUUGUCCCGAAUUCAUUUUAUUCAAAAGCUGGUAUGUUUACCCAAAAUAAAACGCAAUUAGGACAUAUUUGUAAUAUGCGGAAUGAAUACGGCAUAUAGACUCGGAUGUUGUUUAUUGGCAAGAGAUGUAAUAAAGUGAAAAAAUAGUACACGGGUGAGUAAAAGUGAAAUAAAUGAAAUAAAAAAACAAAAUACGUCGACCUUUUAAGCCUUGUUCUUGCAAUUAGUUGGAGUUGAUAGCGUUUUCCUUAAUACAUGAUAAAUGCGUUUGUUUUAAUCAAAAUGAAUUUUCAAACAGUAUUCAAAGCCUUAAUAUUACUUUGUUGUGUCGUUGCGCGAACCGGAAAACAAUCUCUUAAUGUACUUUUUUGCUUAAAUAGUUUCUGAAUUUAACACCUUUCGCUUGCGGCAAAGAGAAAAACUCUAAAGGCUCUAAAAGCUUUUAUAUUACUAAAAGCAAAAAAAAAAAUGCUUUAAACAUGUGUAAACUGCCAGCUAAAGAAAUCACAAUCUUUUUAGAUAAAUUUUACGUGAUCUUUAUGUGCCCUUAUGAUAAAUACAAAAAAACAUACUGAAGUUAAAGAGUCUUAAUUGUUGAAGAUAAAAAAAUAACGUCAUUAAAAGAGCUUGAAAGGCAUUUGAUGACUCUCCCCAUUUAACAUCGCGUGGAUGCCGGGAGGUCCCAAUAUUUUUCGACCUAUACACAAGACAUUCUCUGUCAAGUACUUGAGUACCGUUAACGUAUUUGCUUUGCUCUUUGGAGGCAAUCUCUAAUAGCAAAAUGGUAUGUCAAUUAAGAACACGUGCGGGGGCGCAAAAAAGUGAUUAACCCAGCGACUAAUACUAAUAAAAGGCUUUCAGUUUACAUUUUGUAAUUCGGUUUGUGCAAUCUCAAAGCUUUUUUGUGUGUGUCUGGAAGAUUGUCUAUCGUACUUUACAUAUCGCUGUUUUUUUUCUAGCUGCUUAUCCAGCCCGUUUUUAUUCUCAUAUUUGAAUAAACAAAAAGUUAAAUCUUUUAUUUUCAGUGAAUAUGGUAAUUAAUAUAAAAGUUAUAAUAAGGUUGAUAUUUGGUGUGUGUGUGUUUUUGUUAUUUCUACAGCUAUUGUGUUGUUCUUGCUUUUGUGCCUCAAGCAUUGCUGAUAAAAUAACGAAAAGCAACGCUGGAGCCAUUAGAACACCAUGUAGGAUGAUUGUUUUUGUCUUGUUUCUCGCCGGCGCGAUAGAAACAUAGGAGGGCCUGAUACUCAGGUUAGGUCUUUAUAUAACUGUUGUUUGUUAAUUCACGUUAUCAUUUUGUUUGUUUCCUAUGAGCAAGCCAUAUACACUUGUCGAUAACCCGCGAAAUUUGAGAUAAAAUUCCCACCAUCUCUUGCAGAAGUAUUAUCUAAGUAUGAUGAAUUUUUUGGGGGGCUUUUAGAAACCUGGAUUCUAGGUUACCCACAAUCCACUGCGAGUUUCGAUACAUAAAUUCUCGGGUACAAUCUUAUUUAAAAUGUAUGUAAACUGACUCAAAAUGGUAUUAAAAUAAACUAAAGAGC